UUUCUCCCCUCGUGCGCGCCUUUUUUCCUUUGACCUCCUCGUUAAGACUUGGAACUUGUACAUGCCAUUUACCUAAUAUUCUCUGUGUGUCUUACACUGCGGGACCGAAAAAAAAAGACAAAUAACUUUUCCCUUUUCCCAACGUUUCUUGCUUCCUUUUUCCUUUUCUCUUCUCUUUUCUUUACCACCGACCUUUAUAAAUUUGCACUGUCAUCCACUUGUUCAAUCUCUCUGUUCUUUGUGUAAUUUAUUAAUACUUAUUACUACUACUAUUACUGUUAUUACUACUAUUUAUCUACUAUCUAUCUGUUAUCUAAUACGCACUACCACCGAAAGAAUAAAAUAUAAUAAUGUCCAGAGAAGUGCGCUAUGUUUGUCAUCGGGCUGCCAACGCCAUAAUCACCCAAGUCGAUCCUUUACGCGUGUCGACCGAUGCAUUACAAGUCAUCAACCAAUUCCUCGACGAAUUUGUCAGCCUCCUCGUGUCAUCCGCCCAAUCGCUCGACCUGUCUCGUAUCAAAACAGCCGUCCUCCAACUCAUUGCCUCUGCCGUCGGUAAAAACGCCAUUGUCGAAGCAGAACUACAGGUCAAAUCAUACAGUGAAUCAGCAUCCAUUGACGCAACCGACUAUGAAGCAUAUGAACGGACAAGAACUUUGGCAGAUCCAGCAACAUUACUAGGUCCAAUCAUUGAUCGUUUACGGCACGAAUGUGUCGACUAUUGUAACCUGGCAGAAAAGAAUCACCAAAAUCCGAAAAAUAGUAGACGGCGGCCUAGUCUGGCAACAACCGUAUCCUCGACCACAACAGCUUCUGGUACUGCUGCAGCCAAGGACAAUCUCGUAAUCUCGCCAAUAGUUACAGUCUAUGUUACUGCGAUUAUUGAGCACGUGGCAGAAUAUAUCCUGACGGCUAUCGCAGUAACGGCAGAACACCAGGAUACAGAAUACAUUCGUGUCAAGGAAAUAUAUUUGACGCUCUCGGACGAUGUACAAGUGGGUAACAUGUUUUCAAAGAUGGCAUUACGAGAGCGAUUGGAGAAACGCGCCUCAGCACUUAAUUAUCGAUCGUCACAGCAGCAGCAACAACAACAACAGUACCCACAUCAUCAUUAUCAGCAGCACGAAAACGUAUUGCCAUCGCCAGCCCCUAGUCCUGUUACAUCCUCAAGGAAACAAUCCAAUGUUCAUAUUCGCGAUUCCAGUACGGAUCCAUACAUGAAUAUUGGAUUUGCUGAUGAUGAAGAACUGGAUUAUAGCCAACCCAGUAGUCCUUUACCCAACGGCAAGAUCCCAUCCAUGUAUUCAAUGACAACACCACCACAACAACAGCAUCAGCAACACGCACGACCCAUGUCCAUCAUGAGCACCAGUACAAGCACCAACACCAUUAGCUCAACGACCUCAUCGAGCAGCAAAAAAGGAUUUCGUUUUUUCAAAAAGCGAGACUCUGUUGCAACUACCGAGAGUUAUAAUGGACCUCAGUCGCCGGUACGACAAACCCACCAGCGUAACUCAAUAUCACAACAGCAACAGCAACGGCAAUCAAAAACACCCGUUUCGGUUUCGGUCUAUCACUCUGAUUCACCAGCCAUCAAUUUUGAAGAUCUAAUACGAUCAGGCGAUACAGUCAGAUUAUCAUUAACACCCAGCAGACUAAAGUCGAUAGAAAUCAUGAAGGAUCAUAGUGCGAUUGAGAAGAGUGCAUCAUCAUCAUCAUCAGUACGAUCUGCAGAUUCGGAUUCGUUUAUUGCUGCGAAACAACUGCCACGGCCUCCAUCAAAGCAACAACAACAACAACAGCCACCGUUGCCCUCAUCACCACCAUCCUCAUCACCUCCGCCAAUACAAUCUGCAAGUCUUGAUCACACUACUACCACCGCAAGACGUGCAGCUACAUCGAGUCAACCACUCACACAAACACCACGCCACUCGAAUCAAUCCUUGCAUAAAAACCCAUCACUUGACGAACCUGUCACACCAUUCGAAAACCCUCGAUCCGCACCAAAACCUCCUGCUCUGAAAAGCAUUGUUGCUCCCGGCAACAGUAACAACAACAGAACCUCAUUCAAUGUUGAAUCGGAUCAUCCUAUACCAUCACCCCGACAACAACGGCAACAGCCACGGAAACCGUUCAAGGAAAAUCCCACCAUGGAACGGCCCUCCAGUAUGGUUGCGAAACGUGCGUCCAUGAUCAAUACAAGACCGACAUCAUACCAUGAAAACUUUGCACUCCAGUAUGCUACUACUGAAGGCACGACACCGGAUGGAAUCCUUGUCGUUGCAGCACCACCGCAUCAUUUGCAAACAUCAACGUCAUCCUCAUCCUUAUCCUCAUCCUCCUCCUCGAAUGGAGCUGUACGAGAAAAAGUGCUAAAGUUCGAACGAGCCGACCAACAUGGAGCAGCAACACAAACACCCAAGGCCGUGUAUCUUGAUGCAGGCGUACAGACGGAACCAGAACUGCCACGCUUGGUGGUGACAGCAGAAGAGGACGGUGUUAGCGAACGAGGGAUCGUUGUGGGUGAUGAGGAAUGGUUUGUCCCAGAUGAGGAUUGGGAGGAGGACGAACAUGAACAAGAACAUACAAUCGUUGAAUGGUUAUUAGGAGAGUAAUUGUGUGUCCAACAAUAAAAAAG
Molecule: messenger RNA, 2638 nt
Organism: Zychaea mexicana
Lineage: Eukaryota; Fungi; Mucoromycota; Mucoromycetes; Mucorales; Lichtheimiaceae
Exons: 5
Coding region: 351-2615 (754 amino acids)
Molecular function (GO): protein heterodimerization activity
Source: RefSeq, a predicted model, not a curated record